This is a messenger RNA of Lucilia cuprina (Australian sheep blowfly), 596 nucleotides long. RefSeq lists its product as uncharacterized. The transcript has a single exon. NCBI's taxonomy places the organism in Eukaryota, Metazoa, Arthropoda, Insecta, Diptera, Calliphoridae. The record is from RefSeq and is a predicted model, not a curated record. The coding region runs from base 110 to 490 and encodes 126 amino acids.
CACCAUCAGAGGCACCUGUAAAUAAAAAUCAAAAUUAUUAUUAUAAUUUUUAUUUAAAAACAAUAAUAAAUUAUUUCAAAUUUAAAUUAGUAUAUUCGUUAAUUUCAUCAUGGAAGUGAUUUUUAAUCAUCAGAUUCACCAUCAACGUGAUGUUAUUGGUACUAUUGGACGUGCUCGUCGCAAAUGGCGCCAGUUAUAUCAUUGGUUUCCCGAGCAACAACGUAUUUUAUAUAAAGAAAUGGAUCGAAUUUAUAAGGAAACUAAGGAGAAGUAUGAUAAAGAUGCUUUUAUGAUUUAUAGCCAAGAAAGACGAUUAAAUAAACGUAUCAUCAAAAAUGUUCAUCAACAUGUUCAUGAUAAAGAAGAUUAUCAAAAAUUUGCCUGUUUGAAACCUAUUUUGGAUAAAUACAAUCGUUUUCCCUUAUUGUACUAUUACGAAGAGUGCGGUAAACCAGGAUUUUGUCAACAACAAAAGAAUGCAGUAAUGUGAGAGAUUUUUUAAAUCAAGCGUAUACUUCAUAUUUGUAAUAUCAAUAAAUCAUUAACACGUAUACGUACAGGUGUCGUUAAUAAAAGCCGUGCAAUUUGAUAUGAAA